Molecule: messenger RNA, 5189 nt
Organism: Anguilla anguilla (European eel)
Lineage: Eukaryota; Metazoa; Chordata; Actinopteri; Anguilliformes; Anguillidae
Exons: 20
Coding region: 562-4755 (1397 amino acids)
Biological process (GO): protein ubiquitination
Molecular function (GO): zinc ion binding; ubiquitin-protein transferase activity; protein binding
Source: RefSeq, a predicted model, not a curated record
GAAGAGAAAAGUACGGUUUCCCACAGGUGGGCGCUUUAGUCACAUCAGGGACCUUUUAACAUGAUUUCACUCUGCAUAUUUCACAAAUAAAAACAUUUCUGAAAAUGUCGAUGGAGAAUAAAUUCUUGACUUUGAAGACGAAAAGAUAGGAGACUAAUAUAAAGACAGUCUUUUGCUGCAAUUUUGUGUAACAACGGGAAGUAAAAGUGAAACUCAAUAGCUGAUUUAACAGAAGCCAUUACUGAGCUCAGAACAGGCUUGAACACUCGUGGACUUAGGACUUACUUUGUUUAAACAAAGUAAACAAACAAACGCAAAUAUUUCCCCUUGGCUCUCACGGGGUAAAAAUAAAUUAAUUACUAAGACUUUUCAGGAAAUUGUCGACUCGUCGUUUUCUUGGUCUUGGUCUCGCUUACGUUUUCACUUCUCAUCACAGCCACGUACUGUGGAAAGAAGCGAUCAGUAACGCAACCCGGUUGUAUGUGCCCAAUUAAGCAGUAGACAUGGACCUCAGAUCGCCCCGAUUUUCUCUCGCAGACCAAGACCUGCUACCGGGACAGAAUGGCGUCCAGAUCUUCAGUUCUGGAAGAGGAGCUUUCCUGUCCUGUUUGCUCUGAAAUCUUCGGGGAUCCGGUUGUCCUGAGUUGCAGUCACAGCUUCUGCAAGACCUGUCUGCAGCAGUACUGGGAACAGAAGGGAUCUCAGGAGUGCCCAAUUUGCAGGAGAAGAUCUUCUAAGGAUAUACCUCCCUGUAACCUGUCUCUGAGGAAUGCCUGUGAGGCGUUCUUAAAGGAGAGAAGUCAGAGAGCUAAAGCAGGAUCUGAAGUGCUCUGCAGUCUGCACUGUGAGAAACUCAAACUCUUCUGUUUGGAUGAUGAUGAACCCAUUUGUGUUGACUGUUUAACAGGAACACACAGAAAUCACAAUUUCUGUCCAAGAGAUGAGGCUGCACUGAAAUAUAAGGAGAAACUCAGGACUGCACUGGCUCCACUGCAGGAGAAGCUAAAAGCCUUUAAUGCAGAGAAACUAGUCUGUGAUCAAACAGCAGAGCACAUCAAGAGCCAAGCCCAGCACAUAGAGAGGCAGAUAAAGAUGGAGUUUGAGAAACUUCAGCAGGUCCUAAAAGAUGAAGAGGCAGCCAGGAUCACUGCACUGAGGGAGGAAGAGAAGCAGAAGAGUCAGAUGAUGAAGGAGAAGAUUGAGAAGAUGACAGAAGAGAUAUCAUCCCUUUCAGAACAAAUCAGAACCAUAGAACAGGAGCUGGGAGCUGAAGACGUCUCAUUCCUGCAGAGGUACAAAGAUUUGGAGAAACGAGCCCGGUGCACACUGGCGGAUCCAGAGAAGGUUUCAGGAACGCUGAUUGAUGUGGCCAAGCACCUGGGCAAUCUGAAGUACAGAGUGUGGGAGAAGAUGCUGGGGACUGUUCAAUACACUCCUGUGACUCUGGACCCAAACACAGCACAUCCCAACCUCUCACUGUCUGAGGAUCUGACCAGUGUGAGAGACAGUGAUGAGAGACAGCAGGUUCCUGAUAAUCCAGAGAGAUUUGAUGAGUGGCCGUUUGUGCUGGGCUCUGAGGGAUUCAGCUCAGGGAGACACUGCUGGGAUGUAGAUGUGGGGGGUGAUGACUGGGUGGUGGGUGUGGCUAAAGAGUCCAUCAGAAGGAAAGGUGAUAUGGAUUGGAGUCCAGCAGGAGGAGUGUGGGGUAUAGGGCUGCUCAAUGGGAAAUACAUAGCCCUGACAUCCCCAGUCCCUACAGCCCUCACUGUGCAGAGGAAACCCCAGAGGGUCAGAGUGCAGCUGGACCGGGACAGGGGGGAGGUGUCAUUCUCUGACCCCAGUGACAACACUCCUCUCUACACUUUUAAACACUCCUUCACUGAGAGAGUGUUUCCAUUCUUCUGGCCUGAUUCUCUGCAGAUCUGCCCACUGAAGGUGUCUGUAAGAAUGGAGUGUGUGAUGAGAAUGGCGUCUGGAUCUUCUCUCAUGGAAGAGGAGCUCUCCUGUCCUGUGUGCUCUGAAAUCUUCAGGGAUCCUGUUGUCCUGAUUUGCAGUCACAGCUUCUGUAAGGCCUGUCUGCAGCAGUACUGGGAACAGAAGGGAUGUCGGGAGUGCCCAGUGUGCAGGAAAAGAUUUAAGCAAGAACCUCCUCGUAACCUGUCCCUGGGGAAUGCCUGUGAGGCGUUCUUAAAGGAGAAAAGUCAGAGAGCUAAAGCAGGAUCUGAAGUGCUCUGCAGUCUGCAUAGUGAGAAACUCAAACUCUUCUGUUUGGUGGAUCAAAUACCCGUCUGUGUUAUCUGCCAAACUUCAAAAAAACAUGAAAACCACAAAAUGCGACCAGUUCAGGAGGCUGCGGAAGAGUAUAAGGAGAAACUCAGGACUGCACUGGCUCCACUGCAGGAGAAGCUAAAAGCCUUUAAUGCAGUGAAACUAGUCUGUGAUCAAACAGCAGAGCACAUCAAGUGUCAGGCCCAGCACACAGAGAGACAGAUAAAGAUGGAGUUUAAGAAACUUCAACAGUUCCUAAAAGAUGAACAGGCAGCCAGGAUCGCUGCACUGAGGGAGGAAGAGGAGCAGAAGAGUCAGAUGAUGAAGGAGAAAAUUGAGAAGAUGACAGAAGAGAUGUCAUCCCUUUCAGAACAAAUCAGAGCCAUAGAACAGGAGCUGGGAGCUGAAGACGUCUCAUUCCUGCAGAGCUACAAAGACGUGGAGAAACGAGCCCAGUGCACACUGGCGGAUCCAGGGAAGGUUUCAGGAGCGCUGAUUGAUGUGGCCAAGCACCUAGGCAAUCUGAAGUACAGAGUGUGGGAGAAGAUGCUGGGGACUGUUCAGUACACUCCUGUGACUCUGGACCCAAACACAGCACAUCCCACCCUCUCACUGUCUGAGGAUCUGACCAGUGUGAGACGCAGUGGUGAGAGACAGCAGGUUCCUGAUAAUCCAGAGAGAUUUGAUGAGUGGCCGUUUGUGCUGGGCUCUGAGGGAUUCAGCUCAGGGAGACACUGCUGGGAUGUAGAAAUGAGGAAUGAGGGUUACUGGGCGGUGGGUGUGGCUAAAGAGUCCAUCAGCAGGAAAGGGCAUGUGAGUCUGAGCCCAGCAGGAGGAGUGUGGAGUAUACGGCAGUUCUAUGGGAAAUACGCAGCUCUCACCUCCCCACGUACAGCCCUCACUAUGCGGAGGAAACCCCAGAGGGUCAGAGUGCAGCUGGACGGGGACAGGGGGGAGGUGUCAUUCUCUGACCCCAGUAACAACACUCCUCUCUACACUUUUAAACACUCCUUCACUGAGAGAGUGUUUCCAUUCUUCCGUCCUGGUUCUCUGCAGAUCAGUCCACUGAAGGUGUCUGUAAGAGUAGACAGAAUGGCGUCUGGAUCUUCUCUCCUGGAAGAGGAGCUCUCCUGUCCUGUGUGCUCUGAAAUCUUCAGGGAUCCGGUUGUCCUGAGUUGCAGUCACAGCUUCUGUAAGGCCUGUCUGCAGCGGUACUGGGAACAGAAGGGAUCUCGGGAGUGUCCAGUUUGCAGGAGAAGAUCUUCAAGGGAACUACCUCCCCUUAACCUGUCUCUGAGGAAUACCUGUGAGGCAUUCUUAAAGGAGAGAAGUCAGAGAGCUAAAGCAGGAUUUGAAGUGCUCUGCAGUCUGCACAGUCAGACACUCACAAUCUUCUGUUUGGAGGAUCAAAUACCCGUCUGCCUUGUCUGCCAAACUUCAAAAAAACAUGAAAACCACAAAAUGCGACCAGUUCAGGAGGCUGCACAAGAGUAUAAGGAGAAACUCAGGACUGCACUGGCUCCACUGCAGGAGAAGCUAAAGGCCUUUAAUGCAGUGAAGCUAGUCUGUGAUCAAACAGCAGAGCACAUCAAGAGCCAAGCCCAGCACACAGAGAGACAGAUAAAGAUGGAGUUUGAGAAACUUCAGCAGUUCCUAAAAGAUGAAGAGGCAGCCAGGAUCACUGCAUUGAGGGAGGACGAGGAGCAGAAGAGUCAGAUGAUGAAGCAGAAAAUUGAGAAGAUGACAGAAGAAAUAUCAUCCCUUUCAGAACAAAUCAGAGCCAUAGAACAGGAGCUGGGAGCUGAAGACGUCUCAUUCCUGCAGAGCUACAAGGACACACAAAACAGAGCCCAGUGCACACUGGCGGAUCCAGAGAAGGUCUCAGGAGCGCUGAUUGAUGUGGCCAAGCCCCUGGGCAAUCUUAAGUACAGAGUGUGGGAGAAGAUGCUGGGGACUGUUCAAUACACUCCUGUGACUCUGGACCCAAACACAGCACAUCCCCUCCUCUCACUGUCUGAGGAUCUGACCAGCGUGAGACGCAGUCGUGAGAGACAGCAGGUUCCUGAUAAUCCAGAGAGAUUUCAUGUGUGGCAGUGUGUGCUGGGCUCUGAGGGAUUCAGCUCAGGGAGACACUGCUGGGAUGUAGAAGUGGGGGGUGAGGCCUGGGCGGUGGGUGUGGCUAAAGAGUCCAUCAGAAGGAAAGGGUCUGUGAGGCUGAGCCCAGCAGCAGGAGUAUGGAGUAUAGUGCUGCGCAAUGGGAAAUACGCAGCCUGGACCUCCCCACCUACAGUCCUCACUGUGCAGAGGGAACCCCAGAGGGUCAGAGUGCAGCUGGACUGGGACAGGGGGGAGGUGUCCUUCUCUGACCCCAGUGACAACACUCCUCUCUACACUUUUAAACACUCCUUCACUGAGAGAGUGUUUCCAUUCUUCUGGCCUGGUUCUCUGCGGAUCUGUCCACUGAAGGUGUCUGUAAGAGUGGAAUAGUGCUGUGGUUUGUGGGCAAGGAUCAGGUGAACAGACUGCUUCUUUCACUUUGACAAGAUUAAUGAGUAUAUUUGCAGAUAAUAUCUUUUACAAUAUUUUAUUGAGUCAUUUACAAAACAUAGAUACAUUUCUGCAGCAGUUCAUGUUGAAUGUAACUUUGAAAUCUCAUGAUGUUGCAGUAAAAAUCAGGUUAAAAGAACUGCAUUCCAUCACAUCUGAGCAGCAUUAAUUAAAAUAUUUGCCGGUCAAACAGCAUCAACAAAAUAUUAUUUUAUUUGAAACGUUCUGUAGUGUUUCCAUGAGAUGUGUCUAAUUUAUUUUCACAUAACUUCCCAAUGUUAUCACUGAGUAAUAACUGUGCUAUGUGGUGGUGGUGUAAGUAUGUGGGUUUGUGUGUAAUCAGUUGAGGUGUAAUAAACACACCAGUGGAAUCA